AUGAUUGAUAUAUCUGCAGGAACUAAAAAACUAUAUAUGAACGGGAUCACUCCAAAGCAUUUGCGGAUAUUAUUUCCAGAUGGCGAUUUUGAAACUAUUGAAAAUGACAAGAUAGUUGCAGAGUCGCUGGAGUUCCGUGAGAACCUUGUGCAAGGUGAGUUUAAGUUUGGAUUAUGCCAGGCAAAUUAUUUUAGCGUACAAAUUGCUGAAAAAAUUGAUAAAAACGUAAGGAUUCAAAUUGAAAUAGGUGUAGAAGAUACAUAUAUCUCAUUGGGCGAGUUUACUGUUGGCGAGGUAAAAAAAGACAAUCAGCUUGACUUGUGGACUAUCGAAGGAUAUGGCAAGGCAAUGAUUGAGAAGAAGGAAUGGGCGAGCAUAGAACUAUGGAAAAGAAGCCUUCCUGUGCUUUCAACUGUCAAGUAUGAGACUCCAAUUGAGUAUGCAAUGAUAAACCAAAAGUCAUACCCUAUUAGCAAUCUUACGCCUAAAACAUUCAGCCGAAGCAUAUCUACUAUUGAAUUUUGGAAAAAUGACAUGAUUGUUGAUGGCGCACUUAGAGAUGUAAUAAUAAAUUACAGAGGACAGAUUCUGUUAAAUUGGAGCGAUUCAGAUUUAAAUAUCGUGAAAAUUGGAUAUAACUCAAGUGUUCCAGACGCAUAUAAAGCAUUGGUGAAUUCUUUAUUUUCAAAUAAUCAGUGGGAUUAUGUUCACUGGGCUUAUGGAGACUUUGCAAAAUCAACAAGUUUUGGAAAAGACCCAGUUCUUAUGUAUAUCGUGAGAAAUCGAGAUCAAUUUGCAGGAUAUAGUUUUGACAAAAAUACAUUAAGAGUCCAAAAAGCACCUUUGGAUGUUGUUUUUUCUCCGUAUAUAAACGGCAGAGACACUUCUGAAAGAUAUGGUGAGCAUUUGUGUGUGUUAGCACCAAGCACGGGCGAGGCUACUGUUGAAGCGUUCACCUGUGCAGAAUCGGGUGUAAAAGUAUCAGCGCCAAGGGGAAAUCGAAUCACAGCAAAAUCAUCAAGUAGUAGUGCCACAGCUACAGCAUACUAUGUGGCACCAGACGAUGAAAACAACAAGACAUCAGAUAUAAUCAAUGACUUCUUUGAGUUAAAUGGAUUGCUUGGUAGAGCAAAGAGAAAUGGUGAUUAUGAGUUUUUUGAGUUUGGAGAGUUUAUAGACCCACUAUAUCCAAGUGACAAUAUAUUCCCUGAUGAUAACUUAUAUAUGAUUGAAGGCAAUUCUGAAAUCAUAGCAAAUGACAAGAUUGAGCGUGUGGAGUUUUAUGAGGACACCGAAGAACCAUUCGGAGCAGUUUUCUAUGAUUAUAUAGAUACAAAUAAUCAAAAGGCUGUAGGGCUUUAUCAGUUCGAUGCUCGAUAUAAUAAAGCUUAUUAUUUGCAGAACAACAAACUCAUUGCAGAUUCUCCAAGGACACAGACGCAGAUUAACGCCACUUUGGAUGCCGUGUUUAUUCCAAAGUUAAGAAAGAUUAAAUGGGCGAAGUUCAAGGCUGAUACCGUGGGUAUGCCUUGGCUUGAGAGUGGCGAUAGGAUAAAUGUUGUCACACAGAAUAAGUCUGUGCAUAGUUAUGUAUUCAAUCGCACCUUAAAGGGAAUCCAAGCACUUAUGGAUGAAAUAGACACCAAUAUCAACUAUAGCGAUGUAAACGCUAUUGCUACAACGGAGGGUUAA
Molecule: messenger RNA, 1692 nt
Organism: Cylicocyclus nassatus
Lineage: Eukaryota; Metazoa; Nematoda; Chromadorea; Rhabditida; Strongylidae
Source: the annotation of a GenBank genome assembly